Oryzias melastigma (Indian medaka) is the source of this 702-nucleotide messenger RNA. It is a transcript of the gene lg21h2orf69, whose product is annotated as linkage group 21 C2orf69 homolog. The transcript is spliced from 2 exons. NCBI's taxonomy places the organism in Eukaryota, Metazoa, Chordata, Actinopteri, Beloniformes, Adrianichthyidae. The record is from RefSeq and is a predicted model, not a curated record. Gene Ontology annotation, cellular component: mitochondrion. Bases 1 to 702 code for a protein of 233 amino acids.
AUGGCUCUGCAGCCUGAAGGAGCGCAGUGGCUGUCCUGGAGUCUGGAGCAGGUCGCCCUCAUCCUGGCGCGGCGCUUCCCCGACAGCCACAUUUGGGUGGUGAGAGCGUCCCGCAUGUACUUGCACAAGUUCAGCUGCUACUGCAACUUUGUGGAGAGCAACAUGUUCGGGGCCCCUGAGCACUCCCCGUAUGCGGCUGACAUCGGAGCUUUCAGUCACCUCAGGGCCCUCUUGAGCAAUGGCAUGAGGCGAGUCAAGCUGCCCGACCCCCUCCAGCCAACAGGAGGCGUCGACAGCAUCCCCACAGACUUCUCCUUGAUUCUGGUGGGUUUCAGCAAAGGCUGCGUGGUCCUGAACCAGAUGGUGUACGAGCUGCCUGGAGCCCUUUUAGACCCACGCAUGUCGGCCUUCAUCAAGCACAUCUCCGACAUGUACUGGCUGGACGGGGGCCACCCGGGAGGAAGCGAAACCUGGGUGACGGACAAGCAGGUGCUGAAGGAGCUCGCCGCCAGCGGAGUGUCCGUUCACGCCCACGUGACCCCCUACGAGGUGUGUGAUCCCAUGCGGGCCUGGAUGGGCCGGGAGCACAGACGGUUCAUCAAAACUCUGGAGGAGUUCGGGGCGUGUCCCAGUAACAAGCUGCACUUUGAAGACGCCCCGCCGUCCAUCGAGAACCAUUUCAGGGUCAUCCUGGAGUUUUGA